ACACCAUGGAAUACUAUGCAGCCAUAAAAGAAGAACAAGAUUGUUUGCAGGGCAUGGAUGGAGCUGGAGGCCAUAUCCUUAGCAAAUUAAGAGUGACUCUAAGAAUGGCUCGUGGAUCUUUACCCUGGCUGUGCUUCUAAGCAGCUGCUUUGUCUACAACAGCAUGAGCACCAUCAACCACCAGGCUCUGGAACAGCUGCACUAUGUAAUUGAACUAACAGAGUUAAUCAGGGCAAAAUCCUGCCCCAGGACUGAUGAAGUUGAGGCCAGUGAGUUUGUGAGUUUCUUUCCAGACUUUAUUUGGGCUGUUCGAGAUUUUACCCUGGAGCUGAAGUUAGAUGGACACCCCAUCACAGAAGAUGAGUACCUGGAGAAUGCCUUGAAGCUGAUUCCAGGCAAGAAUCCCCAAAUCCAAAAUUCUAACAAGCCCAGGGAGUGGAUCAGGCAUUUCUUUCCAAAACGGAAGUGCUUUGUCUUUGACCAGCCAACAAAUGACAAAAAGCUCUUACUCCAUGUUGAAGAAGUACCAGAAGACCAACUGGAUAGUGAUUUCCAGGUGCAAUCAGAAAACUUCUGUUCUUAUAUCCUCACGCAUGCAAAGACCGAGACCCUGAGAGAGGGAAUCCUUGUCACUGGAAACCGGCUGGGGAUGCUGGUGGAGACCUACCUGGAUGCCGUCAACAGUGGAGUGGUUCCUUGUUUGGAGAAUGCAGUGACAACUCUGGCCCAGCGAGAAAACUCAGCAGCUGUGCAGAGGGCAGCUGAACAUUAGCAGAUGACCCAGCAAGUGAGGUUCCCCAUAGACACACUCCAGGAGCUGCUGGAUGUGCAUGCGGCCUGUGGGAGGGAAGCCAUUGCAGUCUUCAUGGAGCACUCCUUCAAGGAUAAAAACCAGGAAUUUCAGAAGAAGCUCGUGGACUCCACAGAGAGAAAAAAGGAAGACUUUGUGUUGCAGAAUGAAGAGGCAUCUGCCAAAUAUUGCCAGGCUGAGCUUAAGCGGCUUUCAGAACACUUGGUGGAAAGUAUUUCAAGAGGAACUUUCUUUGUUCCUGGAGGGCACAAUCUCUACUUAGAAGCAAAGAAGAUUGAACAGGACUAUACACUAGUGCCUGGAAAAGGAGUUAAGGCAAACGAGGUCCUCCAGAGCUUCCUGCAGUCACAGGUGGUUAUAGAGGAAUCCAUCCUGCAGUCAGACAAAGCCCUUACUGCUGGAGAGAAGGCCAUAGCAGCUAAGCAGGCUAAGAAGCAGGCAGCUGAGAAGGAACAGGAGCUGCUAAGACAAAAACAGAAGGAACAGCAGCAAAUGAUGGAGGCUCAAGAGAGAAGCUUCCAGGAAAACAUGGCCCAACUCAAGAAGAAGAUGGAGUGAGAAAGGGAAAACUAUAUGAGAGAGCUGAGAAAGAUGCUGAGUCACAAGCUGAAGGUCCGAGAAGAACCACUUACUGAAAGAUUUAAAGAGAUAUUUGAGUUGUUAAAUGAAGAGAUUAAUCGACUGAAAGAAGAGAUUGAAACAGCUGAAAAUGAAGAGCCCUCAGUGUUUUCACAGAUUCUGGAUGUGGCUGGCAAUAUAUUUAUGGCAGUACUACCUGGGGCUGCUAAGCUGGUUGAUUUAGGGAUGGAAAUUCUUAGCUCAUUUGUGUAAUAGGCUAAGAAUUCCUGCUAAGAAAAUUAUAAAAUAAGGUUUCUUUUGUUAAAAUGGCAUAACACUGUUGCUCCUUUUGAAAGUAUAUGUGUUGUUGCAUUUUCAUUUAAGAAAAGUUUAAAAUUAAAAAGCAAAUUUCAAAGAAUAUGGCCUGAAGUCCAUAAAAACAAACUUAAAUUUGACUGAUUAAUAAUUUAUAGAAAUGGGGGACAAGUUGGAAGAUAAAAUUAUUCCUAGAAAAGAUUUAAGUAAAGCAAAAAGGCAAACAGUAAGAUGAAGAAAUCAUUUUCAAUUUUUAUUAUAGUCAUGGAGAUAAUUUGUUAUAAUUAGCUCUUGUAAAUCAGUGAGAAGAGAGUAACACCACAUAUCUUAAACAGGCAAAAAUGUGAUAAUAAUGCUAAUUUCACUGACAAUAAAAGUUGUGCAAAGAAAAACUAUGAGGUUCUCGCUUCAAUUUUUGAUGCACAAGAAAGAACAGUUUGACAGGGCACUGAGCUGGCAAGGGUUUGGGGAUAUUGUCAGUGUCUCAUAUUUGGUAGUGAGAGUGUGAACUGUUGGAAUCAUAUAUGAGUUGUUUAAGUUCACAUACAUUUGAUCUAGCAUUUCCACAUUUAGAAAUCUAUCAAAGAGAUUGAUUUACUCAAACUGAAAAUGGUGUAUAUAAUAGUAUAUAUGUUGCACCAUUGUCGUAAUGCCAAAAGACUGAAAAAAACAUUAAAGUCCCUCUUUCAAGUACUGAUAAGGAAAAUCUUGGGAAAUUCUUGGAAUACUCUACAGCCACUAAAAUGAAGGGAGAGUCUCUAUUCGAACUAAUAUGAAAAGUCUACAAAAUGCAUUAUAAGUAAAAAAAUGAUUCAGGAACCGUGUAUAAUUACUACCACUGAAUUUAGAAAAUAAUGAGCUUGUGCGUAUAUUAUUAUCUCCUUCUGGAAAAACAGAAAACAAUCUAGUAUACAUGGUCAUAGCAGGAAUGAACUUGAAUAGUUGAGGCAACAAAUGAGAAGAUAACUGAUUUCACAUCAUAUAUUCUUCUGUUCCUCUAUUUUUUAUAAAGAUUUAUUGCAUUAAUGUUAUAUUUAUUGCCCUUGUUGAGUGCUUUAGGUCAACAAUUAUGGAUUUCAUUUGGUUUUUACUACAACCUUGAAGGACAAAUGUUAUUAUCUUCAGUUUGUGGAUAAUAAAAGCAAGAUAGUGAAAUUAAUCUGUUUGU
Molecule: messenger RNA, 2852 nt
Organism: Callithrix jacchus (white-tufted-ear marmoset)
Lineage: Eukaryota; Metazoa; Chordata; Mammalia; Primates; Cebidae
Source: RefSeq, a predicted model, not a curated record